AAACAUUGAUUACUAGUGGAGUUUAGUUUACUUAGAGUUGAAAGAUAUUACUGUUUGUCUCUGCACCCAUCCUCAAAAACUUCAUAGGAACACCAAACCACAACACUCCAACUAACUUGUCUCCUUCUCAAUUCUUUUAUUAUUUUAUUUUCACAUUCCAUCAUUACGAAUUAGACAUUUCUCCGAUUCAACUUAACUCAACUUACAUCUUUUCUUCUUUUACUUCAGAUUCAUAUAAUACUGAAUCUCACGAGUUUAAAUUAUAAUUCAAACAGUCACUGACUCAGUGAGUUUGAUAUGGCUAUCAUAACUCGCCAACCGAAACGCCCAACUGGGUUAUGGAUAAAGAUGACAGCUGUAACCAUUUUAGGUCUCUGCUUUAUCUUUGUUUGGACUGUCUUUUCUUCUUCAUCUUCUUCCUCUGUUUCUUUUCAAAGAGAAAGUUUUGAAGACAUUUCACAACCCAUUUCUUCUUCUUCUUCCAAUUCCAUUAUUUCUCAAAAACAAAAAACACCCAAUUCACUAAAUCGUCAAGUUGUUUCAAAAGAUCACAAAUUUCAUGAUACUGACAACAAAAGGGUUAAUGGGUCUUCUUCUGAUUCUCAUUCUCAUUCUGUCACGCGCCCACAUAAGAAAGAAGUGGCGCGUGAGAAGAAAAAAGUGCAUAAGAAGGAAGAUAAUGAUAAUAAUAUUAAUAAUAAAGAGAAUGUGAAUCAAGGGUCAUUGGUGAAAGAAGAAGAAGAUGGUGAAAAGGAAUUGGAUUUGGAGGAUAAAGAAGAAUUGGAAUUGGAUCAUCAUGAUAGUGAAGUUGAUGUGGAUCAUGAUGAUUCAGUUGAAUCUGUGGAUGGAGAUUCCGAGAUUUUGGAAGAUGGAAACAUUGAAGAGUUGAAGAAAACAACAAGCAAGGGAAAAGUGAAAGGACCUUUGUUUGAUCCAAAUGUUAACUAUAAGUGGAAAUUGUGUAGUACUAGAAGCAAGCAUAACUACAUUCCUUGCAUUGAUAUUGAAGUUGGUGGUGGAAAGGUGCAGGGUUACCGGCAUACGGAGAGGAGUUGUCCAAAGGCAUCCCUCAUGUGUAUGGUUCCUCUUCCCUUUGAUGGGUAUGAGACCCCUGUCCCAUGGCCUCAGAGCAAAUUGAAGAUAUUGUAUAAGAAUGUUGCACACCCAAAACUAGCUGCGUAUAUAAAAAGGCAUAGCUGGUUGGUCGAUUCUGGAGAAUAUCUUACUUUUCCACAAAACCAGUCUGAAUUUUUGGGAGGGAUUCAUCACUAUCUUGAGUCCAUUGAAGAGAUGGUACCAGACAUUGAGUGGGGUAAAAAUAUUCGUGUUGUCCUGGACAUUGGAUGUACAGAUUCAAGCUUUGCAGCUGCUCUCCUUGAUAAGGAUGUUUUAACUUUGUCGCUUGGCUUGAAAGAUGACCUAGUAGACAUAGCUCAGGUGGCACUUGAGCGCGGCUUCCCAGCAGUGGUUAGCCCUUUUGCUAGAAGGAGGCUUCCUUUUCCAAGUCAAGUUUUUGAUGCUAUACAUUGUGCGCGUUGCAGCAUACCUUGGCAUUCCAAUGGGGGUAAGCUUCUACUGGAGAUGAAUCGGAUUCUAAGACCCGGUGGAUACUUUAUUAUGUCAACUAAACAUGACGGUAUUGAAGAGGAAGAAGCCAUGACUGCGCUGACGGCUUCUAUUUGUUGGAAUGUUCUGGCACAUAAAAGUGAUGACGUUGGCGAAGUUGGAGUAAGAAUAUAUCAAAAGCCUGAAGGAAAUGACAUAUACAAAUUGAGAAGGAAGCAGAUCCCACCGCUUUGCAAAGAAAAUGAAAAUCCCGAUGCAGUCUGGCAUGUUCCAAUUAAGGCUUGUUUACACACCAUUCCAAUUGGAAUUGAACAACAUGGGGCAGAGUGGCCCGAGGAAUGGCCGAAGAGGCUCGAAUCUUAUCCCGACUGGAUGAACAAUAAAGACAAAUUGAUCGCGGACACCAACCAUUGGAAUGCCAUUGUUAACAAGUCAUAUCUCAAUGGAAUGGGCAUUAACUGGACAACUAUCAGGAAUGUAUUGGACAUGAAAUCCAUCUAUGGAGGAUUGGCUGCAGCUUUAUCUAACCAGAAGGUUUGGGUGAUGAAUGUAGUCCCUGUUCACGCGCCAGAUACACUUCCCAUAAUCUUCGAACGCGGCCUUUUUGGCGUUUAUCACGAUUGGUGUGAGUCUUUUGGAACUUACCCAAGAACAUAUGACCUUUUGCAUGCUGAUCAUUUGUUCUCGCGUCUCAAAAACAGGUGCAAGCAACCUGUGUCCAUUGUUGUUGAGAUGGACCGAAUCUUACGUCCGGGAGGGUGGACAAUCAUACGCGACAAAGUCGAGAUCCUAAAUGCAUUGGAGGAAAUAUUGAGAAGUAUGCACUGGGAAAUCAGAAUGACUUUCUACCAGGAAAAGGAGGGUAUCGUAUGUGCACAAAAAACUUUGUGGAGGCCUUAAAUCCUCUAUUUUAUGCAAUUUUUUGUAUCAUUGAUUGAAUUACCAUUAUAUUUUUUCCUUCAACUAUUACACACGAAUCAAUUGUUGAUUUUAAUCAAUUUAAUAUAUCAAAGGAAAAUGGAGUUUGUAACAAUUAA
Cicer arietinum (chickpea) is the source of this 2603-nucleotide messenger RNA. Its product is annotated as probable methyltransferase PMT28. Gene Ontology annotation, molecular function: methyltransferase activity. Gene Ontology annotation, cellular component: cytoplasm; endosome; trans-Golgi network. The record is from RefSeq and is a predicted model, not a curated record. NCBI's taxonomy places the organism in Eukaryota, Viridiplantae, Streptophyta, Magnoliopsida, Fabales, Fabaceae.